AUGGGCUUGAAUCUUGCCGAUAUCCCUGCUCCUAUCGGGACUGUUGCCAACAACGCAAAACCUCCAGGUUUUGGGCAGCGUCCUGCAACAUGGAUAACUUACAAUGUGUCGCAACAGUUCGAUAAUCCCGUUGGACUGGCGCGACCAUACUUUCGUUACUGGGUUCCAGAUGCGGAUGUUGAAGAUAAUGUACUGCAGUUUGACCUGAAGCAGAUGAAGGAGCACGGUGCAGGAGGUGCAGAAAUCAUUUGCCUCGAAAAUUACGGCAUCGAAGAUGCUGUUGUUGAUCCUGCUCUUUACGGAUAUGGAGGGGCACGGUGGUAUCAGAAAUUCAACACUAUAUUGCAUGCCAUAAAAGCACUCAACAUGACAGCUGAUUUCGCAUUGGGUCCUACUCAGGGGGCCUCCAUUCCAAUUCUGGACCCUGACACGAAGGGAAUGAAUACUGAACUCGCAUAUGGUCAAGUCAACUUAACAUCUGGCCAAACAUAUGAUGGAUGGCUUCCUCAGCCAAAGAAUACCGAUGCUGGAUAUGCGAACAAGCCCGACUUUUACCCUCCUCUUGUCAAUUACACGAACAAAUUCGUCUCUGCGAUUGUGGCACGCAAGAGUAAAAUUCCGUCCGAUGAUCCUCGGGUUGUCCAACUGGACUAUCAUAGUGUACAAGAUGUGACUGCGCGGGUUUCAAACGGGAGCAUCCGGUACACGGCACCAACAGACGGCGGAGAAUAUAUUCUCUUUGCCUUCUGGCAACGUCGAACCGGGUAUCUAGCAGCUCAAGGUGCAUUCAACAAUGCGACAAAUCCGAACAAUCCAGCUUCAUGGUUCGCAUAUGUAGUGGACCACUUCAGCCAGGCAGGCACAGACCUUUGGACAUCUUUCACUGAGCAGUAUGUCAUGAGCGGUGAAAACGCUGAUCUUAUCCGCGAACUAGGAAUCUAUGCCUGGGAGGAUUCAGCGGAAUUCAGAGCCACAUUAUUCUGGACCGACAACUUUAUCAACUUCUUCCAAGAAUCGAGGAACUAUUCACCAAUUGCUGCUCUCCCGAGCUAUUUUGGAACCACGAAUGUACCCCCGAGCACUCUUCCGGACAGCUACUAUUACUUUGGUUUCAACGACGAGGGAGGGAAAGACAUCAGUGCAAAGUUGCGCAAUGAUUACAGACAAACACUCCAGGAACUCUAUGAGAAAUAUCAUCUGACAGGACUAUCUACCUGGACUUCUAAAUGGGACCUUCAAGGAAGUCUACAACCGUAUGCCACUGCGCCGAUACUCGCGCCUGCAUGGGACCUAACCGCUUCGGCAGCAUACAUUGACGCCCCUGAGACAGAGUCUAACUAUUUCGAUGGAGUUAUCGAUGCUAAUCGUGCUUUCUCUGGAGGUGCCUUUCUCGGCAGAAGGCAAAUCGUCUCUUCGGAGCUAGGAGCUCAUCGCUACGAAGCCUACGCUAUUACCUGGCCUGUGAUCCUGAAUGACUGCAAGAUCAGCUACGCUGGUGGCGUGAACCGUGUCGUGCUACACGGUUACCCCUACUCUGGAUAUCGUCCAGACGCUUCAUGGCCUGGAUUUACCACUUUCGAAUGGCUCUAUUCUGAGAUGUGGGGUCCCAGACAGCCCGGCUGGCAAUAUUCAAGAGUAUUCGGUGAUUGGAUUGCCCGAACUCAGCUUAUUCUCCAGACCGGCGUGCCUCGGGUUGAUAUUGCCAUAUACCGUCAUAAAUAUAUCGAUCUUGACAUUAAACACUAUGGUCUUCCCGAGAAUAUCUUUGGUGAUCCUUCUUUGGCCAACUCAGGGUACAGUUAUGUCGCGCUUAGUCCUUCUCUUCUCAAAUUGGACAAUGCUAUCAUAACCGAAGGUGUUCUCGCAAAAGACGGCCCAGCAUUUUCUGCGUUCAUUAUCGACAACUCGACGAAUCUCACAUCUGAGGCAGCGAGCCGUUUCAUCGAAUAUGCCGAGGAAGGAUUUCCCAUAAUCUUCAUCAAUGGCGUCCCAGAAUCGACACCGUAUUAUUGUCCAACAUGCGACGAAUACGUUAAAGAAACCGUAACGAAGCUACUUCAAUACCCAUCUGUGAAAAACGUCUCAUCCGAAUCAGAAGUCGUUUCCGCUCUCCAAGACCUGAAGAUAUUCCCCGCGGCUCGUAAUAUUUCCCCCUCUCCGAUCCUUUACGUCCAUCGCUGGGAUGAAAAUAACAAGGUAGACUACUUCUGGGUCUAUAAUUCCGAUAUAUAUAACGAUCAUGAAACAGAAGUAUCUAUCAAGGCGAACGGCGGAAUUCCGUAUCAGCUUAAUGCAUGGACGGGCGAAAUCACAGCUGUACUCAACUACAGUAUCACAGACGACAAUCGGUAUAACCUCUGGGUCCCUCUUCGAUCUAAUCAAUCAACUAUAUUCGCAUUCGCUCCAGAGGAAUAUUUUCCAGAUACGCCAAUUCCUCCUGUUCAUGUUACUCGAACAGAUAUACACCAUCUGGCGUAUUCUUCUUCUGAAAAUUGCAUAGUCGCGAGAAUAUUUGAUGCCAGGGAUCACUCCAUAACACUCAGCAACGGCAAUAUACGAUACGUCCCAUCUUCUCCCAGUCAUAUUCUCCCUAGAGAUGCUACAAUACUGGGACCAUGGAACCUCACCAUUCAAGAAUGGCUUCCUGGUCCAAACCCUACGAAAAACUACACUUCCAUCUACAAGUACCACAACUACUACGACCUUCAACCACGCCUCUUUCCCUGGUACAAUAUCUCUUCUAGCCUAUUCUACAUGUCCGGGAUUGGGACCUACACCACACAAUUCUCCUGGUCCGUGUUCCCCGUUCGAAACAGCUCGUUCAGCGCCGGCGUCCUCCUUUCUCUUCCACGUCCAAUUUUCAACACCGCACAGAUACAUAUCAACGAGAACCAAACGGCCCCAAUCGACGUCGACGAUCCGGUAGUUAAUAUCUCGCCAUUUCUCAGAAACGGGACAAAUACAGUUAGAAUCGAAGUGUCCAGCACGUUGAGAAAUCGUCUGCUGGAGUUUAAUAAUACGCAGAGUUGGGAGCAGUCACAGUAUGCGGCAAGCUAUGGACCACAGCCAUAUGGCCUUGUGGGGGAGGUUGAGCUGGUCCCAUUCUGGGAGGUGAAGCUGCCUCUGUAACAUGUGUUUGGCUUCACAGCCUACAAGACAAUAUUUCGCUGAAGUUAUAUUAGAC
Molecule: messenger RNA, 3184 nt
Organism: Paecilomyces variotii
Lineage: Eukaryota; Fungi; Ascomycota; Eurotiomycetes; Eurotiales; Thermoascaceae
Exons: 4
Coding region: 1-3129 (1042 amino acids)
Source: RefSeq, a predicted model, not a curated record